AGAGCAGAAUAUGACAAGUAAUACUAAAACAAGCAGAGACGUGUGUCCUUAAGCACACCCCCACGCGCACCCCCGUAACUCCCUCCACCACUCUCACCUUCUUCUUCUUCUUCCUCCUCCUAUUCCGAUUUCCCCAAACCCUAAAAUAAUAAUAAUGGGCCAGGCACUUCGCCGAGCCGCCGGGAAAGCCCGACCCGGUUCAACCAUCGAAACGCCGUCGUCUUCUUCCUCAAUACCCAAGACCGUCGUCAAUCACCGGCCUCCGGUCACUCCCCCGGAACCGGUUCCGGAGAUCACCAAACCCGAUUCCGAUGGUAGUGAGAAUCUGCUUGAAGAACGCGAUCCCAAGUUCGAUUCGAUGCUGAAUCAGAUGGUGGGGAGGAUCAAAUCGAAGCCCGGAGGGAAACCGGAAAUGGGUGAGGCACAUGUGGUGGAGAAGUAUAAGAGGCCGCUACCGAAGCUGAGGGACACGAAGCCGGAUUCUGGUAGGUUUGAGGAAAGAGCAGCUCCACCGGGGACUCUGAAUGUGUCGCAGCUGCGGCACAUUAUACUACUGCAUCAGGGCAAGGCUGAGGAUCACAAUGGCCCCAUGGAGGUGCAGAGAAUUGCGGAGAAGUUUCGGGUUGAUGUAGCUGAGGUUAGGAGGAUUGUGCAGUUUGUGUCACUGCCUCCUGAGGAUAAUAGUAAACAGAAGAAGAAUUCUUGAAGAGGGAGAGCUAUGGUUUGAUGUUGUGAACUACUGACUUUGUGUUUGAAUAAUGGAUUUGAGGAUAUAGGGACUGAUAGAGAAGUGUUAGAGAAUUCUAUAUUUUCCAUAGCAUCUGAAAAAUGUAGGGUUUUUGUAAGCUAGUGCGUAGUUUCCAAGUCAGGCAAAAAGUUGUAUCACUGCUGAGGGUUUUGAUUUGAACACAAGAUGAUAGUUCUGUUUCCUUAUGUGAAAUUACAAAAUCUGUUCCUUC
This is a messenger RNA of Fragaria vesca subsp. vesca, 959 nucleotides long. RefSeq lists its product as uncharacterized. Lineage: Eukaryota; Viridiplantae; Streptophyta; Magnoliopsida; Rosales; Rosaceae. The transcript is spliced from 3 exons. Bases 155 to 706 code for a protein of 183 amino acids. The record is from RefSeq and is a predicted model, not a curated record.